GCUGGUGGCACGUGCUGCUGCCAAGAGCUGGAGCCACAUCCCUGGGGAUGCAGAAGCAGCUGAGGGCCCUCCCAGCCCCCAGACCCUUGCAGUGUUGGUGGGUCCAAUCAGGUUGUAUCCUGACAUUUAUCCCAGAGCUGUGUCCCUUCCUUUCCCCCAGCAGAAUGGAAACCCCAGAGCAGGCACAGAGCAAAGGUCUGGAGCUUGUAUGAGCUGCAGUAAGGGCAGGGAGGAACCCUGCGGAUGCCCAGCCCGCAGCAGCUCCAUGGCCCCAGGGCACCAGCAGAGAGUUCCUGGGGCCAGCAGAGACCCGGCAGAAAGCUGGGAUAAGCCAUGGAAAGAUGACUGCUGGGAGAAAGGGAGAUUGAGGGAUUAUUGCUACAAGAGGCAAAAGCCUCUCAAAAAUCAAUUUGCUCCCUGCUGGGGAGAGCAAAAUGGGUCCACUUUCCUGCAGAUCCUAAUCUGGCCCAUAAGGAGGGUCUGGGAAGGUGUUGUCAACAACCAGUAAACUGCCUACCCAGCACUGAUGGGGCACGGGGGGCACAGGAGCAGAGCAGGGUGUGGGACUCAGUGGGCAGGGGGAUGCCAUGCGUCAGCAAUGUCCCUGCUUCCUGCAACUGCCAUUUCCCAUCAGGGCAAGCAAUGCCCAGGCUCUGCUCACUGCUCUGGGACAAUGCCAGCCCACAGCAGCCCUGCACUUUUGUUGGCAUUGCUUCCCUCUGGCCCUCACGCUGCCUUCUGCAUGCAGCCCACGCUGCAGAGCGGUAGAUGCCAACUGCAGCCCUGUUGGGCCGGGAUCUCCUGCAAGCGCUGGGUGUCCUCAACCUGUCCCUCCUCCAUGGGCCCAGGCGCCAUCUCCCCGCCCUGCAGCACCAGAUCUAAGCAGACCACGGUUAUUUCUGUACCUCAGCAUGCAGACAAUAGCAACGAAGAUGCAGGAUGCAGCUCCAGAGCAGGGUCGGGGCUUCUCCUCCCCCCCCUGGGGCUGGGCUUGUGUUCUCAGCGCAUCUCUCGGUAUCGGGUGCGGCACGGGGUCAAACCACAGUUUGCAGUGCUCAGACACCGACAGCUCUGGAGCCUCUGAGUGAGAAGGGGAGAGGUCCUGCUGUGUAAUGGAGGAGGCAACCCCCACCCCCACGGCGAUAACAGCCACCACCGACUUCUACACGUGGGAGUACAGCGUCCCGUGGGAUGACGGCACGCUGCCCGAGCUGUGUGAGAAGCAGGCAGUGCAGAGCUUCGCCCGCACCUACCAGCCGGCCUUGUACCUGCUGCUCUCACUGCUGGGCACGGUGGGCAACGGGCUGGUGCUGCUCACACACACCCGGUACCGCCGGGCGCGCAGCAUCACCGACGUCUGCCUGCUGCACCUGGCUCUGUCCGACCUGCUCCUGCUGCUGACGCUGCCCUUCGCCGUCACUGCGACGCUGCAGGGCUGGGCCCCAGACACGGCUGCCUGCAAGGUGCUGCAGGGCGUUUAUGCCCUCAACUUCUACAGCGGCUUCCUCUUCCUCACCUGCAUCAGCAUGGACCGCUACUUGGCCAUUGUGCGGGUGCCGGCUGCGUGCCGCCUGCGCCCACGGGCUCGUCGGCACGGCUGGCUGACGGUGAGCCUGGCCUGGCUGCUGGCGGCACUGCUGGCACUGCCGCAGUUCGUCUAUGGCAAAGCAGAACGGCAUCAGGACCUCCACGUCUGCCGCGUUGUCUUCCCCCCGGCCGCGUCGCGGGCAGCUCGGGGAGCCACCAACCUCGCCCAGGUGGUGCUGGGCUUCGCCGUGCCCUUCGUGGUGAUGGCAACCUGCUACACGGCCGUGGCUCGGACGCUGCUGGCGGCUCACGGCGCUCAGCCCCACCGGGCGCUGAAGGUGCUGCUGACCCUCGUGCUGGUGUUCGUGGCGCUGCAGCUGCCCCACAGCCUCAUGGUGCUGCUGGACACGGCCGAGCUGCUGACCAGCUGGGAGCUGAGCUGCGCCCAGAGCCGCCGCAAGGACCUGGCGCUGCUGGUCACGGCCGGGCUGGCAUCGCUGCGCUGCUGCCUCAACCCGCUGCUCUACGCCUUCCUGGGCCAGCGAUUCCGCCGCGAGCUGUGGCUGUUGGCCAGCGAUGCCGGCUGCGUGGGGAACGUCGACUCGCGCUGCCCCGGCUGCCCCAGCCCCCGGCAGCGCUCAUCGCUCUCCACCUGCCAGGACGUGGCGUAGGGACACAGCCCAGGGCAGGCGCCGGCACACACGGGGCUCAGACCCCCCCCAGGGAAAACUUGAACGGCUCCACGAGUCCCUGGAGCUGCUGACAGGGGCAGGACAGACAGACUGAGUCCGGGGCAGAUGGAGACACCUCGUGCCCAGCGCCAGCACCGGGGAAAUGGCCCCGGCUGCAGAGGAGCCGCGCAGUGUCACACGUGUUUGGGGGGUGCGUGCCACGAGGGCACUGUGCAGAGCCACGCGUGCCCCAGGAGGACCGUGCAUUGUUAUGUGUGUGUGAGUGGGACCGUGCAGUGCCACAGGGCAGCGCCUUCCACCUUCGUUUCCACUCUUGCAAUAAACCCGGCUCGAACUGCG
Messenger RNA from Coturnix japonica (Japanese quail), 2558 nucleotides. RefSeq names its product C-C motif chemokine receptor 10 (gene CCR10). Gene Ontology annotation, molecular function: C-C chemokine binding; C-C chemokine receptor activity. Gene Ontology annotation, cellular component: membrane; external side of plasma membrane. Lineage: Eukaryota; Metazoa; Chordata; Aves; Galliformes; Phasianidae. The record is from RefSeq and is a predicted model, not a curated record. Gene Ontology annotation, biological process: positive regulation of cytosolic calcium ion concentration; calcium-mediated signaling; cell chemotaxis.